UCCCUCUCCACCUCAUUUCACACCCACUCUCGUCUGCGCUCGGGAGAGGAGAGGUUACACGGAGUCAUCUACAGAAGUCGAGUGGUUCCAGUGAAAGGCGGUGAAACCAAGCGCAGAUCUCUCUGUACUUUUUUUUUUUUUUAAUUUUGCACUUUAUUUAUUUUAUUAUUAUUAUUAUUUUUUUUACCGUUAACGCCGAGUAAAUGGAGUCAUCCCUCGAGUUUUCCAGCUCUCUGGGGAGCGUGUCCUCGCUGCUGCUAAGCCGCUGUCGCACAUUUAAGGUGCUUGUGAUUGGAGACUCCGGGGUGGGGAAGACCUGCCUCACGCACCGACUGUGCGCCGGAGAGUUCCCCAGCAGAGUGGAGGCCACCAUCGGGGUGGACUUCCGCGAGAGAGUGCUUGAUAUUGAUGGAGAAAGAAUUAAGCUCCAGCUGUGGGACACGGCGGGACAGGAGCGCUUUCGGAAGUCCAUGGUGCAGCACUACUACCGUAACCUCCACGCGGUGCUCUUUGUUUAUGACGUCACCAGCCCCGCAAGCUUCCGCGGCCUGGCUGCCUGGGUAGAAGAGUGCCGGCAAAACUGCCCGGGACAGGAAGUACCCAGGUUCUUGGUGGGGAAUAAGAGUGACCUCCGUGACCCGAGCAGGACUGACAGCCAGGUGAGCCAGGAGCGCGCGCUGAGCUUCGCCAAAGCUCACGGCAUGACGUUUUUCGAGACGUCCGCCAAAAAACCACCAAAGAAACACACGGAUGGACGACAGUGUGACGGAGAGGUGCACUAUCAGCAGGACAAAGUGGAGGACAUCGUCUCCGCCGUCGGCGCCAGGCUGAAGAGACAAAAGAAGCCGUCGUUGGCAAACCCCCCUGCGUACGGUGGCUCAUUUAAAGUCUGCAACAAGAAAAGACAAGAGAAAGAGGUGUGGAGCUGCUGCUGACGCAAGGAGCUGUGACUUUUGAUGAAUGUUUGCUUGAAUUAACGUCAAGAUAAAAUGCCAAACGUCUACUCGUGUACUUUUGCCAUGUGAAAUAGAGCCACUUCCCAACAGAACUUUCAUUUUUAUACUCUUAAACAUGUGAUAUAUGAAAUGUUGUGUACAUAUGUGAUCGCGUUGUUUACAAAUAAAAUACUGUGAAUGUUAA
Mugil cephalus (flathead mullet) is the source of this 1140-nucleotide messenger RNA. Its product is annotated as ras-related protein Rab-33B-like. Gene Ontology annotation, molecular function: GTP binding; GTPase activity. The coding region runs from base 204 to 935 and encodes 243 amino acids. Gene Ontology annotation, cellular component: endosome; Golgi apparatus. The record is from RefSeq and is a predicted model, not a curated record. The transcript is spliced from 3 exons. Lineage: Eukaryota; Metazoa; Chordata; Actinopteri; Mugiliformes; Mugilidae.